AUGACAGAUACAGAUAUGAAUGAACAAAAUACAACAACAUCAACAACAUCUACAACGACUUCUUCUUCUUCUUCUACAAACAAGAUUGAAGAGAUUAAAUCAAAUCUAAAAUCACAAAGAGUAGCAACACAUAGUCACAUUAAAGGUUUGGGUUUAAAUGUAGAUGGUAGCGCAAAUACAAUAGGAGAUGGUUUGGUUGGUCAAUCAAAAGCAAGAGAAGCUGCUGGUAUAGUGGCAGAGUUGAUUAGAUCUAAAAAGAUGGCUGGUAAAGCUUUACUUUUGGCUGGUCCACCAGGCACCGGAAAGACUGCUUUGGCACUUGCUAUUGCACACGAUCUCGGCACAAAGGUACCUUUUUGUCCAAUGGUUGGUUCAGAGGUAUACAGUAGCGAGGUUAAAAAGACAGAGAUAUUGAUGGAGAAUUUCCGUCGUUCCAUUGGUCUUCGUGUCAAAGAGACAAAAGAUGUCUACGAAGGUGAGGUUACAGAGAUUACACCAGAAGAGACUGAUAAUGUUAUGGGUGGUUAUGGAAAAACCAUUGCUCACGUGACUGUUGGACUCAAGACUACCAAGGGUACAAAACAACUCAAACUAGAUCCAACCAUCUAUGAAAGUAUUCAAAAAGAACGUAUCACUGUCGGAGAUGUCAUCUAUGUCGAAGCCAACAGUGGUAGCGUAAAGAGAGUCGGUAGAAGUGAUUUCUAUGCCACAGAACACGAUCUCGAAGCAGAGGAAUACGUCCCACUUCCAAAGGGAGAGGUUUUCAAAAAGAAAGAAAUCAUUCAAGAUGUAACUCUUCACGAUUUGGAUCUUGCCAAUGCCAAACCACAAGGUGGACAAGAUAUAAUGUCAAUGAUGGGUCAAAUGAUGAAACCAAAGAAAACAGAAAUCACUGAAAAAUUACGUUUGGAAAUUAAUAAGAUUGUUAAUAGAUAUAUUGAACAAGGAGUAGCAGAAUUGGUACCAGGUGUAUUAUUUAUUGAUGAAAUUCAUAUGUUGGAUAUUGAAUGUUUUUCAUAUUUAAACAAAGCACUAGAGAGUACAUUGGCACCGAUUGUUAUUUUUGCUACCAAUCGUGGAAAUUGUACAAUUAAAGGAACAGAUAUCAUCUCACCACAUGGUAUCCCAGUUGAUUUAUUGGAUCGUUUAAUGAUUAUUCGCACUUUACCCUAUUCUUUUAACGAGAUUGUACAAAUUCUCACGAUCAGAGCCACUGUUGAAGGUCACAAGAUUGAAGACGAUGCUCUUACCUAUUUGGCAGAGAUUGGUGACAAAUCAUCACUUCGUUAUGCUAUCCAACUUUUGACUCCUUCAGCUAUCCUUUCAAAAACAAAUGGUCGUACUUCUAUUACCAAGGAUGACAUUGAAGAAGUUAGUUCUUUAUUUAAUGAUGCCAAAACUUCUGCCAAAUUGUUAGAAGAAAAUAAAUCAAAAUAUCUUUAUUAA
This is a messenger RNA of Cavenderia fasciculata, 1446 nucleotides long. RefSeq names its product AAA ATPase domain-containing protein (gene rvb1). The coding region runs from base 1 to 1446 and encodes 481 amino acids. Gene Ontology annotation, biological process: box C/D snoRNP assembly; chromatin remodeling; regulation of transcription by RNA polymerase II. Gene Ontology annotation, molecular function: DNA helicase activity; ATP hydrolysis activity; ATP binding. The transcript has 2 exons. Gene Ontology annotation, cellular component: NuA4 histone acetyltransferase complex; R2TP complex; Ino80 complex. NCBI's taxonomy places the organism in Eukaryota, Evosea, Eumycetozoa, Acytosteliales, Cavenderiaceae. The record is from RefSeq and is a predicted model, not a curated record.